Molecule: messenger RNA, 1827 nt
Organism: Macrosiphum euphorbiae (potato aphid)
Lineage: Eukaryota; Metazoa; Arthropoda; Insecta; Hemiptera; Aphididae
Source: the annotation of a GenBank genome assembly
AUGCCGCGAAACAAAGCCGUCGAAGAGACGGAUAAACAAAUCCGAAUAGCUAUUGUGAAUAAUGAUAAAUGUAAGCCCAAAAGAUGUCGUCAAGAAUGCAAAAAAUCUUGUCCUGUCGUGAGGAUGGGCAAAUUAUGUAUAGAAGUAACACCAAAUGAUAAAAUAGCUUCAAUAUCAGAAGAAUUAUGUAUUGGUUGUGGUAUUUGUGUCAAAAAAUGCCCAUUCGAGGCAAUAACUAUCAUUAAUUUGCCUAGCAAUUUGGAAAAGGAUACUACACAUAGGUAUUCCAAAAAUUCAUUUAAAUUGCAUAGAUUACCUACACCAAGACAGGGUGAAGUCUUAGGUUUGGUUGGAACUAAUGGUAUUGGAAAGUCUACUGCAUUAAAAAUACUUGCCGGCAAACAAAAACCAAAUCUUGGACGUUUUUCAGAUCCACCCGAUUGGUCUGAAAUAUUAAAUCAUUUUAGAGGGUCAGAACUACAAAAUUAUUUUACCAAAAUUUUAGAAGAUGAUUUAAAAGCAAUGAUAAAACCUCAAUAUGUUGAUCAAAUUCCCAAAGCUGUUAAAGGUACUGUUCAACAGUUGUUGGAUAAGAAGAAUGAACGGAAUAAUAUUGAAGAAAUAUGUGAUUUCCUUGAGUUGGAUAAGAUAAGAGAUAGAUCCAUUGAACAACUUUCUGGUGGAGAAUUGCAACGUUUUGCAUGUGCAAUGGUCUGUAUUCAAAAUGGAGACAUAUUUAUGUUUGAUGAGCCUUCUAGUUACCUUGAUGUUAAACAGCGUUUAAAGGCUGCUUUAACUAUACGGUCCUUAAUUGCUCCUGAUAAAUACAUUAUCGUAGUAGAGCACGACUUAUCAGUGUUAGAUUAUUUAUCUGAUUAUAUUUGUGUCCUUUAUGGAGUACCUGGAGCUUAUGGAGUUGUCACUAUGCCUUUUUCAGUACGUGAAGGCAUCAACAUAUUUUUGGAUGGUUUUGUGCCAACUGAAAAUCUUCGUUUCCGAGACGAAAGUCUUAUUUUUAAAGUCUCAGAAAGUGCUACUGAAGAAGAAGUUAAACGCAUGACUCAUUAUGAAUAUCCAGAGAUGUCAAAAACAUUGGGCAAUUUUUAUUUGAAGGUGGAAACAGGACAAUUUACAGAUUCUGAAAUUUUGGUUCUGUUGGGUGAAAAUGGUACUGGAAAAACAACAUUCAUUAAACUUUUGGCCGGUAUUAUGCCAGCCGAUGGUGCCAAAGUUGAAUUACCAAGGUUGAAUGUAAGCUAUAAACCUCAAAAAAUUAGUCCUAAAAGUCAGUGUAUGGUGCGAGUACUUUUACAUGAAAAGAUUCGAGAUGCUUAUAUACAUCCACAGUUUAUAACAGAAGUUAUGAAACCAUUAAAAAUUGAUGAUAUUAUGGAUCAAGAAGUUCAAAAUUUGUCUGGUGGAGAAUUACAGAGAGUUGCUAUUGCACUUUGUUUAGGGAAACCUGCAGAUAUAUAUUUAAUUGAUGAACCAUCUGCUUAUUUGGAUUCAGAACAACGUUUAGUGGCUGCUAAAGUUAUUAAGCGAUUCAUUUUGCAUGCUAAAAAGACAGGAUUUGUGGUAGAGCACGAUUUUAUUAUGGCAACUUAUUUGGCGGAUCGAGUUAUUGUAUUGGAAGGCCAACCAUCAGUAUCAUCUACAGCAGAUACUCCUCAAGGAUUAUUAGCUGGAAUGAACAGAUUUUUGGAGCUACUCGGAAUUACUUUUAGAAGGGAUCCUAAUAACUUCAGACCUCGAAUUAAUAAAACAAACUCUGUGAAGGAUGUGGAACAAAAAAGAGCUGGACAGUACUUCUUCCUGGAAGAUUAA